GGUUCCGGUUCUGUGGCCGCAGCAGCUCGUCGGGUCGAGGCAGUGGAGCAGAUAACAGCCCGGUUACAGAUUAACAGAAAUGAUCCGAGCUUUGGCAGGAACACCUGCAGCCCUCAGAUGUUUGUUUCAGAUUCAGAGAUGGGAAGAACCGAACUGACGUCCUGCGUGCUGGUUCUGGUCGGAGCCGCGGCGGCCCAGACGGGCCAGGCCAGCCGCCCGGAGCGGCUGCUGCCCCAGUGGCUGACGGGGAUCGUCGCCGUCUGCGGCUUCCUCAUCCUCACCUUCAUCGCUGCGCUGGUGAAGAAGGUCUGGUGCGAGUCCAGCAGCAGGAGCUCCAGCGUUGACGGCGCCUUUGCUGAGAGCAACCCGUAUGAGAGCAACCUGGACGGCCCGAGGCCGAGGAGCAGCCUGGAGUUGGAGAAGGGGAAGUACGAGACGCGGCUGGACCUCGCCAGGGCCAGAGACGGCAGCAACGUCUACGACAACGUCAUCGCCGCCGAGGAAAAAUCUACGGCCAUGUGACCGGCCAGCAGGCGUCCCAUUGGCUCCAGCCUUCCUUAAAUCAGAAUUCAAUCUUCCCGAUCAUCUCGUGAUCCUGGCCUAGAGACCAGUAACCCAUAGCAACCAGACCCCUGUAGCUGUUCCAGAUGAAUCAGUUAUCUGAACGGUUAAUGAUUCAUCGUUCAGUGAAAACACGAUGAAAUGUUUCUGUUCUGUGUGAAUGACAAACGUUUUGUAAUAAACUGUUCUGAUCCGA
This is a messenger RNA of Xiphophorus hellerii (green swordtail), 757 nucleotides long. RefSeq names its product PDZK1 interacting protein 1 (gene pdzk1ip1). NCBI's taxonomy places the organism in Eukaryota, Metazoa, Chordata, Actinopteri, Cyprinodontiformes, Poeciliidae. The record is from RefSeq and is a predicted model, not a curated record. The transcript has 5 exons. The coding region runs from base 118 to 522 and encodes 134 amino acids.